Molecule: messenger RNA, 999 nt
Organism: Carlito syrichta (Philippine tarsier)
Lineage: Eukaryota; Metazoa; Chordata; Mammalia; Primates; Tarsiidae
Gene: FAXDC2
Product: fatty acid hydroxylase domain containing 2
Exons: 8
Coding region: 1-999 (332 amino acids)
Biological process (GO): sterol biosynthetic process
Molecular function (GO): C-4 methylsterol oxidase activity; iron ion binding
Source: RefSeq, a predicted model, not a curated record
AUGAAGGCAGAAGCUGGGAAGAUGCUGCACAGUGAGAGGUCAAAGCAGGAGGGCCACAUCUGGGGCUCCAUGAGGAAGACGGCUUUCAUCCUGGGCUCUGGCCUUCUUCUGUCCGUGGCCUUCUGGAACUCAGUCACAUGGCAUCUGCAGAGAUUUUGGGGCGCCUCUGGCUACUUCUGGCAAGCCCAGUGGGAAAAGCUGCUGACUACGUUUGAAGGGAAGGAGUGGAUCCUCUUCAUUAUAGGUGCCACUCAGCUGCCAGUCCUGUUUUUUUGGGGCUUCAAUGGGCUUCUGCUGGUGGUUGACACGACUGGGAGACCCCACUGCAUCACCCGCUACCGAAUUCAACCCGGCAAGAAUGAGCCUGUGGAUCCCGUGAAACUGUGGCAGGCCAUUCGCACAGUUCUUUUCAACCAGUUCGUGGUCUCUCUGCCCAUGGUGGUCUCCUUCUAUCCCCUCCUUAAGUGGUGGGGAGACCCCUGCCGCCACGACCUGCCCACUUUCCACUGGUUCCUCCUGGAGCUGGCAACCUUCACCCUGAUCGAGGAAGUCCUGUUCUACUAUUCACACCGGCUCCUUCACCACCCAAAGUUCUACAAGAGGAUCCAUAAGAAACACCACGAGUGGACGGCUCCCAUCGGUGUGAUCUCCUUCUACUCCCACCCCGUCGAGCAUGUGGCCUCCAACAUGGUGCCAGCGAUGCUGGGGCCACUGGUCAUGGGCUCACACUUGUCCUCCAUCACGAUCUGGUUCUCCUUGGCUGUCACCGUCACCACCAUCUCUCACAGUGGCUACCACCUGCCCUUCCUGCCAUCACCUGAAUUCCACGACUACCACCAUUUAAAGUUCAACCAGUGCUACGGGGUGCUGGGGGUGCUGGACCAGCUCCACGGCACCGAUACCGCAUUCAGACAGACCAAGGCCUACGAGAGGCACGUGCUCCUGCUGGGCCUCACCCCGCUUUCAGAGAGCAUCCCCGACCCCCCGAAGAUGCAGUGA